This is a messenger RNA of Scomber japonicus (chub mackerel), 1689 nucleotides long. RefSeq names its product tripartite motif-containing protein 16-like. Gene Ontology annotation, molecular function: protein binding; zinc ion binding. Lineage: Eukaryota; Metazoa; Chordata; Actinopteri; Scombriformes; Scombridae. Bases 1 to 1689 code for a protein of 562 amino acids. The record is from RefSeq and is a predicted model, not a curated record. The transcript has a single exon.
AUGGCACAGCAAGGAGCUCAGCUCGACGGAGCAAAAUUCUGCUGUUCGAUCUGUUUGGAUCUACUGAAGGAUCCGGUAACUAUUCCCUGUGGACACAGCUACUGCAUGAGCUGUAUAAAAAACUUCUGGGAUGGAGAGGAUGAGAAGAAAAUCUACAGCUGCCCUCAGUGCAGACAGACAUUCACACCGAGGCCUGUCCUGAUGAAAAGCACCAUGUUUGCAGAUUUAUUGGAGGACCUGAAGAAGACUGGACUCCAAGCUGCUGCUCCUGCUGAUCUCUGCUUUGCUGGACCUGAAGAUGUGGCCUGUGAUUUCUGUACUGGGAGGAAGCUGAAAGCAUCCAAGUCCUGUCUGAACUGCCUGGCCUCUUACUGUGAGAAACACCUCCAACCACACCAUGAUGUAGCUCCAUUAAAGAAACAUAAGCUGGUUGAGCCCUCCAAGAAGCUCCAGGAGAACAUCUGCUCUCGUCAUGAUGAGGUGAUGAAGAUGUUCUGUCGUACUGAUCAGAAGUGUAUCUGUUAUCUCUGCUCUGUGGAAGAACAUAAAGGCCACGACACAGUCUCUGCUGCAGCAGAAAGGACUGAGAGGCAGAGAGAGCUCGAGGUGAGUCGACAAGACAUCCAGCAGAGAAUCCUGGACAGAGAGAAAGAUGUGAAGCUGCUUCAACAGGAGGUGGAGGUUGUCAAUCGCUAUGCUGAUAAAGCAGUGGAGGACAGUGAGAAGAUCUUCACUGAGCUGAUCCGUCUCAUCCAGGAAAGAAGUUCUGAUGUGAAGCAGCAGAUCAGAUCUGAGCAGGAGACCAAAGUGAGUGAAGUCAAAGAGCGUCAGGUGGAGCUGCAGCAGGAGAUCACUGAGUUGAAGAAGAAAGAUGCUGAACUGGAGCUCCUCUCAAGAACAGAGAAUCACACCCAGUUUCUACGAGAUUAUGCACCACUAUCACUGCCUGUUUUGUCUAGUAGUCCAUGUUUGUCUUUGUAUACUGAACUGUGCUUUGACUAUGUGGAAGAGGCUGUGUCAGAGGCCAAAUGUACCCUAGAGGACAUUCUAAACAAGACCUGGUCAAAGCAGUCUUUAACAAUACCUGAAGUCGAUGUUUUACCAUCAAAUCAAGAAGCAGAACCGAAGACCAGAGCUGAAUUCUUACAAUACUCACACCAGAUCACACUGGAUCCAAACACAGCAAACAAACAUCUGUCACUGUCAGAGGGGAACAGAGCAGCAACAAAAACAGAUAUAGUACGGCCGUAUUCAAGUCACAGAGACAGGUUCAAACAGUGCUGGCAGGUCCUGAGUAGAGAGAGUCUGACUGGACGCUGUUACUGGGAGGUGGAGAGGGAUGGGAGAUGUGCAGUAGCUGUGACAUACAAAGAUAUUAACUUUAGAGGAACCACUACUACAAUUCAAAGUCCAUUUGGAGACAAUGACAAGUCCUGGGCAUUAGAUUGCUGCCAAAUUAUGCAUCUAUUCAGACAUAACAACAACUUGACAGUCAUCCCAGGUCCUCAGUCCUCCACAGUAGGAGUGUACCUGGAUCACAAAGCAGGUAUUCUGUCCUUCUACAGUGUCUCUGAAACCAUGACUCUCCUCCACAGAGUCCAGACUAGAUUCACUCAGCCUCUCUAUGCUGGAUUGCGGUUUUACAAAUCUGUUUUUAAAUCCACUGCUGAGUUUUGUAAAGUAGAUUAA